This is a messenger RNA of Paramecium octaurelia, 741 nucleotides long. NCBI's taxonomy places the organism in Eukaryota, Ciliophora, Oligohymenophorea, Peniculida, Parameciidae. The record is from the annotation of a GenBank genome assembly.
AUGAAUAAUGAAUUCGAUGCCUCACUUAUGUCAAGAUUGUUUUAUUUUACAAUGCAUAUUAUAUGUUGGACAGUCUUGAUAGUUUACAAACAAAAUGCUUUUAUGUAAAAUCCUUUUGAUGUGCUAUAGAUAUCAUUUGUAAUAUUAGUAUUUUAUUCAAACUAUUUAUUUGUUACGGUGGGAAAUAACCCUGGAUAUAUAAUAAGUACAAAUGAAGAGGAUGUUGAAAUGUAAAUUAUGGAAACUGAAACGAACAAACGAUAUUGUAAAAUAUGCAAAUUUAAUAUACCCAAUAGAGCAAAGCAUUGUAAGGUUUGCAAGAAAUGCGUUGCAAAAUAUGAUCAUCAUUGUUUUUGGAUAGGUGGAUGUGUUGGAGAAUUGAAUCAACGAUCAUUUUGGUUAUUCUUGCUUGUUCAGACUGUUGCUUUGAUAUUGUUGUUGUCGUAUUGUUAGGAUGGUUUGUCUAAUUAUGACUAUUAUGAGAAGGACAAAAAGAGAUACGGAUAAGAAUACGGAGCUUUUAUUGUAAUAUUUGUGAUAAUGUUCCUAUUUUUGAUGUUUGCAGGGGGGAUGCUUAUAUUCCACACCUAUUUGAUUAUUGUAGGAAUAACAACAUACGAGUUAUUUAAAAAGCAUUAAUACAAGAAGGAAUCAACGAAUUCAUUUGGUUCGAUAGUGUAGAACAUUCGAUCAACAUGUUGUCAUGGUGGCAAAUUGUUAUCCCUCUAAGAAAUGGUUUGA